UCGCAGUCAGACGUCUGGGAGGUCAGCUGGAGUCGAAGUCUCUGAUAAGACGCGAACACGGCUCGAACCAUCGACAGUCAGAAUGUGGCGUGCGGUCCUGUUUGUACUGGCUGCCAGCUUUUCAGUGAGCCUGACCAGGCCCCGCUUACACCCUCUGUCUAAUGAGAUGAUCAACUACAUCAACAAGGUCAAUACUACCUGGAAGGCUGGCCACAACUUUCAUAAUGUUGAUUACAGUUAUGUCCAGAAGCUCUGUGGGACACUGCUGAAAGGACCUAAACUGAAAACCAUGGUUCAGUAUGGGGGAGGUCUGAAGCUGCCUGCACAGUUUGAUGCCAGAGAGCAGUGGCCUAACUGUCCCACUCUAAAGGAAAUCAGAGACCAGGGCUCUUGUGGAUCCUGCUGGGCGUUCGGUGCUGCAGAGGCCAUGUCUGACCGUGUUUGUAUCCACAGCAAUGGAAUUGUCAGUCUGGAGAUCUCUUCUGAGGAUCUGCUGAGCUGCUGCGACAGCUGUGGCAUGGGAUGUAAUGGCGGUUACCCCUCAGCAGCUUGGACCUACUGGACCGAAGACGGGCUGGUCACUGGAGGUCUUUACGACUCUCAUAUUGGCUGCAGACCCUACACCAUUCCACCUUGUGAGCACCAUGUGAAUGGCAGCAGACCCUCCUGCACUGGGGAGGGUGGUGACACACCUUCGUGCAAAAGCAAGUGUGAAUCUGGAUACACACCCAGCUACAAACAAGACAAGCACUAUGGUAAAACGGCUUACAGCGUGGAGGCAGAUGAAACUGAGAUUCAGUCUGAGAUUUACAAAAACGGUCCAGUAGAGGGAGCGUUUACCGUCUAUGAAGACUUUCCUCUGUACAAGUCUGGUGUGUAUCAGCAUGUGUCUGGUUCUGCUGUUGGUGGACAUGCCAUCAAGAUCCUGGGCUGGGGGCAGGAGAACGGUGUCCCUUACUGGCUUUGUGCAAACUCCUGGAACACGGACUGGGGUGACAAUGGAUUCUUUAAAAUCCUGCGUGGAUCAAAUCACUGUGGUAUUGAAUCAGAGAUAGUGGCUGGGAUCCCCAAAUAAACCAAAGGUUUGAGCUGAAACCUUAUCACUAGAGGGCGCUACACUCCACUCGCCUGCCACAAAACAAUCAUUAGCUUAGGUUUUUUUUUUUUUUUUUUUUUUUUUUUAAUAAUUGGCUUAGUUUUCCACCUAUUGUGUGGCAGAAUAACACGUUUCAGAAAAACUCUGCAAACUUUAGCUUCGCAGUUGGAAAUGGCAGUGCACCCGCACACAGAUCAACAUUUUCUGUUUUAUUGCUUCUUGUAAGUGGUGUCAAAUUUUAUAGCAAGACCUGUCAGGUCAGUUUAUUUUGUAUUUUGAUAUUUUAGGAUGUCACUGUGAUUUAAACAAGAGGCAUUUUUUUCUGUCGUGUCACAUUUUUGAAACUAUUGUGAAAUUAACUGCCAUUUUAGAUCAAAUCAGUUUAUGAUUGAAUUUUGUUUUUAGAACUACGCAAAUAAGCAAAUUUGUACCUAAUUUGUAGUAAUAAAUCUUUUGAUUUACAAUUGUGUUGUUUUUUGCCAAUUAAUGUCUGAAUGUACUGCAUGAAACUGCUCAUUUUAAAUGUCAGGACAAGAUGAGAAGACAUGUU
Molecule: messenger RNA, 1646 nt
Organism: Nematolebias whitei (Rio pearlfish)
Lineage: Eukaryota; Metazoa; Chordata; Actinopteri; Cyprinodontiformes; Rivulidae
Gene: ctsba
Product: cathepsin Ba
Exons: 11
Coding region: 83-1075 (330 amino acids)
Biological process (GO): regulation of catalytic activity
Cellular component (GO): lysosome
Molecular function (GO): cysteine-type endopeptidase activity
Source: RefSeq, a predicted model, not a curated record